AUGCAACAGGAGCUGGGCCGCAAAGCUGUUUGCGCUUCCGUUCGGAAGACCUACAGCUCCCUGGGGAGUCCUGGGAACAACUCUGUGAUCAGCUCCCCGGGGAAGCUGAGCCUCCACACCUCCGUCACCUGGGGAGGUGUGGAUUCCGAGGGAGACCUCUUUAAGCAACAGGUGCUGGCUCCACUCUCCGCAAUGAGGCUUCCAGGGAUCCUGAGCAAGGCUGGUCGGCUGUGCUCAUCGCACAAGUACCUGAUGAAGUUUGCAGAUGUUUGCGACGAAGCCCGCUGCAAACAGCUGGAGGACCAGGUCAACCAGGACCACCUGCAGAAACUAGAGCGCAUGUUCCGGGAAGCGGAUGUUGAGGGAGUCGGAGGACUGGAUAUGGAUGACUUCCGAAAAGCUAUGAAAAAGAUCAUGGGGGACAUUUCUGACGAAGACAUCGAUGUCAUUUUCAUGAAAGUGGAUGCUAACUGUGAUGGCUCGGUGGACUGGGAGGAGUAUCUGAAUUACAUGCUUCGGGAAUACCGUGGGAAGGAUGACAUGCUGAAAAGCAAGAUGAUUCCAGAGUUCCAGACGACCAUGAAAGCCGUCCCAGUGUCCCACUCGGAGGAUAUUGUUCGGAUCCAGUUUUUUCCUAGCCAAAGUCGUGGAAUAAUGGACCACAGGGAGAAAUCUUGGAAAGUUGGCAGUAGGUCUCCCUCGGGACGAUUUCUGACUGUGAGCAGAGAUGGCAUCCUGCACUACUGGAGCGACGCCUUCAAGAUGCUUCGGACUGUACAUCUGGACCAGACUAAGCGACGACACAGUUUGAAACUCUGGGUGAUUGACAUGUUAUGCCUGCCCAACAUCAAUCUUUUGGCUGUUUCGACCACUGACCAGGAUAUUGAGUUCUUCGACAUUGGAGGCAACAAAUGCGAUCGCCUAUUUUCCUUGGUUGAUCUGGAUGGAUGCGCCACAGCCAUGGACUACUGGACAGAUGGAUGCAGAGGAGUGUUCUGCGUCGGAGACCUGAAGGGGAAUGUCCUGAUCUUCACCUCCACGGAUGUCAUCACGAACGGUCUUUUCAACGUCCGCAGCUACAUAGGGGGCUUGGGAAGAGUGCCCGUGCGGCUCCUGAUGAAGGGAAAGACGACGCUGUACAGGAACUUCACCGUGUCGGCUGUGCAUGGAGACUGGUGCCAACAGGUCAUGUACAUUCCCCAGCUCAAUUUGGUCGCUUCCUGCACGCCGGCUGAGAAGUCUGCCAUGGCGCUGACAUCGCUGCCCCUGCACAACGUCGGAAAAAUCCAGUCAUCUUUGAUUGUCCUGAGGAAAGGGAUCCUGUGCUUUGACUACUCCCCAGAAAUGAAUAUCCUUGUGACAGGGGGGUAUGAGCCACUGAUCCGGAUUUGGAAUCCGUACGUCACCAACAGUCCCAUCACUCAGUUGAAGGGCCAUUCCACUGCUGUCACUCACCUCAUGAUCAAUGGGCAGAGGAACACCAUUGUCAGCAUCUCCAAAGACAAGAAUAUCCGCGUCUGGGACCUAUUGGAUCAUUUCUGUUUACAGUCAAUCCAUGGCAGGAAUGUUCCGCUGGGCAACUGUCCCAUCUCGUCUGUUUACUACCACCGGCCUCACAAUAUCUUGAUCUGCGCCACUUACACGCUUGGUUUAUUCUUUGGCACUGCUGAAUUCACCGAGGUGGAAUUCAAGACGCAGGAGCAGCCGCUGUGUUGUGCCCUCUACAACAAGAUCUUUAAACAGGCAGUGAGUGGCUAUUACAGUGGGAUGAUCACUGUUUGGGAUAUCAUGACAGGACAGAAGAUUAUGGAGUUCUCCGCCUCCUCCCCAGAGCAGGCCGUGGAAAUCACAGCCAUGAUCUUUGACCCACCGGAAAGGCGCCUCAUCACCGCCCUGAAAAACGGGACGAUCAAACUGUGGAACUUCAACAAUGGGGCUUGCCUGAUGGAGAUCUUCCCUGAGGAGAGGACGGAGAUCAACUGCAUCUUUUACAUGAGCCACAAGAUUUAUGUAACUGAUUGGAGCCGGAGAGUGACGUGGUACCGAGACUCCAGAGACGAGAACAAAGUGAUUGAAUGCAAGCACUGGAAGUCAUAUCACUCGGAGGACAUCCUCUGUGUGGAUGGUCACGGCAACAAGCUUUUGGCGACAGCAUCAAGUAAUGGAGACAUUGUGCUCUGGAGCAUCAAUUCUGGGCAAGCCUUCUGCCGGUUCAAUGCCUCUGAGAGUCCUCUGGCGCUUGUUCCCAAACGGAUGGAACAGUACUUUGAGUACAUGACUAACAUCUGUAGACACAUGGGCCGGGCUAUUCAAGAGUUCUUCGUGAAGGCAGAGUCUCCUAUCCAGAGCGGUGAUGCCAGCCAGGCGGGGGGCGCCCAGGGUGAGAGUGAGAAGAAGUACUGGGCCUACCCAAGGACAGAACUUCUCUCAAAAUCCACCAUCCCUUUGCGGCCCAGCAGCGCAAAGCAUAUUCUCGUAUCUCCAAGUCCCAGCAAGCGUCCAUCUUCAGCUGUAUCCGGAAGCCUGAACACAAAGCCCCAGGCGGCUUGGAGCUCCACAGCAAGCAAGGGGAGUAGCAACCUACUCGGCCCUUCCGUCACUAAGGAGAGCGUCAUGCUGAGAAAGCAGAACCUGUCCUGGCAAGAAGAGGUCAAAGCUUCCCAGCGAGCUGUGCAGAAGGGCUUUGAGGGUGACAACCAUCAUCUUGAACUGUACCUGGAAGCCGGUGCAGCUCUCAGAGCUGUAGUGUUGCACGGGUAUUCUGUGGUGCGCCCAGAACUGCACAUGCCACCACAUUUGGGACAGCUGAAGCUUCUGUAUGCUUUUCAAGGGAAGCCCCAUGUCGGUGAGGGGCAAGGCAAUUUCAGCGAACCCUUGGAUGAACUGGCAGCAAUAGUUGCUGAACCCCAGAAAACUCUGCAGUUGCUGUCGGGGCGCAGUUCAGGGCAGGUGGUUGGUGUUUCCCGCUGGUUCUUUUGCAGCAUCCUCGACCUCUGCGAAGAGAUAUAUGUCUUCUUCAACGUCGGCAGCCCCCUUGGCCGCAGUCAUUCGGUGCAAUGCCGGGGGCGACUUGGCCGGGACUUUCAUUGCUCGAUCUCUGGUCUUGAGUUUCGGGCAAUCUGUGGCUCGAUGGCCUCCUUUUCCACAUCGGAGACACUGUCCUCGCACAUAGCGGCGAUCCUUCUCCUUGUCUCCUGCUCGAUCCUCUUUCUGAAGACUCGUGAACGAAAGCCCAAUGUAGCCAUUUUGCUCACCAGCUGCAUGGAUGGGUUCCUCUAUGCCUGGUCAGUGGGAAACAAAGGAGGUAUGAUGGGCAAAUUCCGAGCCACCCACGACACUGCCCAGGACACAGUUGUCAGCACCAUGUCCACAGAUGACAAGGACUUGAUCCUCUUAACUGGAGAUUCCUUGGGUUACAUCAAGAUCUGGGACAUCAUGAAUUACUGCACAGGAUCAGAUGAACAAGGCUCCAAAUUAGAUCUGACUGAGGAAUCUCCUGAGAAGAACGCCUUUCAUGACCUAAUCCCUGAUUACUGCAGAAUUGCUUCAACUUUCUCAGAGAAUAGAAAAAUCCAGCAGGAACAUGAUGGUUGGGUGACCUCCCUGAUUCCCCCCGUCUGCCUGAGCUCUUGGAAGGGGCAUCUGAAAAACGUGGUCAGCCUCAAAUAUGUGGAAAAAUUCCAAGCCAUUCUCACAGCCAGCCACGACCGCACCAUUAAGCUCUGGCUGUUGACAGGCAGACACAUUGGGACCUUUGGGCAGUCAUUGUGGAGGCUGGGGGUAGCCCAGUUAAUGCCGGCAGAAGUGCCCGAGGAAAUCCGUCGCGUGGCAUCCCUACACACCCUGAAAGUCCUCAAUGAAGGCCGACAGCCCCACUGGGAGAGCACCCGCAAGAUUGUCCAGACCCUGAGCCAGCAGAGGAGGGAGCACUCCUUGAUGAUGGAAUUGCUGAAAGAGAAGUCAUCCCUCAGCUUUGAUGCUGUGGGGAGGAUGCAGGACCUGAUCAGUAAAGACACACGGAUGACCCAGUACAGCGAGGAGCAAAUUGAGGCUUCCUUUCAGAAGUGGGAGGAAUCUGGGAAGAAGAAAAGUGACAUUCUGGGCCAUGCCUACAAGCCGAAAGGGCGACGUCCUUUGCUGAAGCAACUUCCAGAGGUGAAGGCCUCUGUGGCCAACAAGGAUCAGCCUCGAAUCUAUCACUGUAUCCAGUACACGGACCUACACCCGGUAGUUAAUCCUCAGAUCCCUGAGGUUCUGGCAGAAGCCCAGCAGAUGCAGGCUUUAGCUGACAUACGGGGCCUCCGAAAGGGCAAAAGAUGGAUGGCGGUGUCUGGUGUCCUAAAGCCCACCCUGAAGAACUUGCUGGUACGCAGGAAUGCACUGCUCACCAAGGAAUGA
This is a messenger RNA of Candoia aspera, 4398 nucleotides long. RefSeq names its product EF-hand calcium binding domain 8 (gene EFCAB8). Lineage: Eukaryota; Metazoa; Chordata; Lepidosauria; Squamata; Candoiidae. The transcript is spliced from 32 exons. Bases 1 to 4398 code for a protein of 1465 amino acids. The record is from RefSeq and is a predicted model, not a curated record. Gene Ontology annotation, molecular function: protein binding; calcium ion binding.